AUGGGCUGGAGCCGAGCCAGGACGAUCCAAGUCGCUGGAGCUGGACCGGACUGGACGAACACGGUCCGGAAGGGCCGGACCAGGUCCGAAUUCGACGCGGUCACAGCAGAGGCGGACGCAUCUUUGCCAUCGGAUAAAACCCAGUGUGCACUGCAGGGACUCGGAGGCUCCUCCCUUAGCAUCUUUGUACUCUACACUCCUUACCACAUAUCCGAAUACACCAUGCCUGAAUCUCUUCGACGCGUGCUCGUUACGGGAGGCGCAGGUUACAUUGGUUCCCAUGUGAUAUACUCCCUGCAAGACACGCGUCGCUACAAGGUGAUUUCGGUGGACAACCACCACAAUUCAACCCCCAAGUCCCUCGUUCGGGUUGCCGAGCUCGCGCGCAGCAACCUUCCAGCGGAUGCGUCGGAGCAGGACAAGGACAGCGCGGAGAUUGACGCGUUUGCAGCUGACUUGACGAAGCCGGAGGAGGUCCGCAAGGUCUUCGAACGCUAUGGCAAGGGCGGGAUCUGGGGCGUAGUCCACAUUGCUGCAUACAAAGCAGUUGGGGAGUCCACGGAGAUCCCCCUCACAUAUUAUGCGAAUAAUGUCGGGGCGACCAUCACUCUUCUCCAGAUCAUGGCUGAAUUCGACUGCACUCGCAUCGUCUACUCGUCCAGCGCGACUGUAUACGGUACACCCCCAAUAAUCCCUAUCCCAGAAACGACGCGGUUAGAAGCGCAGAGCCCUUAUGGCAAGACAAAGAUCAUGUGUGAAACCGUUAUUGAGGACCUCUGCAAUGCGGAGCCGAAGACUUGGCGGGCGCUUUCUUUGCGAUACUUCAAUCCUGCUGGUGCGCACCCCUCUGGCCAAAUUGGGGAGGAUCCGAGAGGUCGUCCGGGCAACCUGCUCCCUCUGUUGGCGCACAUGGCGAUCGGACGCGUCAAGGAUCCCAAACUGAACGUUUUCGGCAAUGAUUAUCCGACACCUGACGGGACCUGUGUGCGGGACUAUCUGCAUGUGCUAGAUCUUGCGAAGGGACAUUUGCUUGCCCUUGAUGCGCUCGCCCCCCAGUCGAAGGUGUUUGAUAACUGCCCAGGCGAAGGGCGAUACAAGGCGUACAACCUUGGUAAGGGCAAAGGGAUGAGCGUGCUGCAGAUUGUCGAUGCGAUGCGCAAGGCAACUGCGUAUGACUAUAAGUACGAGAUAAUUGGUAGGAGGAAGGGCGACGUUCCGGAUCUCACCGCGGACCCUGCUCUUGCGGAGCGAGAACUCGGGUUCAAGGCUCAGCAGACGCUGGAGACGAUGUGCAGGGACCUGUGGAACUGGCAGACGAAGAAUCCUAACGGGUAUGACGGAGAUGGCUCCGUCGGCUUCGGUAUCUUUUGGAGUAAUACAGCUGAUCGCUCCACCGGCUCUGUGGUCAUGUUGCGCUAG
This is a messenger RNA of Fibroporia radiculosa, 1419 nucleotides long. RefSeq lists its product as uncharacterized. Gene Ontology annotation, molecular function: UDP-glucose 4-epimerase activity. Lineage: Eukaryota; Fungi; Basidiomycota; Agaricomycetes; Polyporales; Fibroporiaceae. Bases 1 to 1419 code for a protein of 472 amino acids. The record is from RefSeq and is a predicted model, not a curated record. Gene Ontology annotation, biological process: beta-D-galactose catabolic process via UDP-galactose, Leloir pathway. The transcript is spliced from 10 exons. Gene Ontology annotation, cellular component: cytosol.